UUUGCCUGUUUCGUGAAAUUCAAUUUUUUUUUUGUAGUAAGUAGUGAAAUUUCCAUCUCUUGGUAUUCAAUGGUUGUCAAUCUAUGGCCAAGAAAUUGAUUGAAAAAAUUAAAUUGAAUGUUGAACAAAUAUAUAAACACAGAUUAUUGUUAGUCUGUGAUAUAAAUAAGCGAGUGAAAUUAAUUAUUUUCGUUAACUGAAGGUUUUAAUUGAACAAAGAGGCAAGAUAAAUGAAAAACAAAUCGAAAUGAAUCCUAAUCAUUUGCGACAGGUUAGACUUUUAUAUAAAGUCAUUUUGAAAUUAAACAGGGGAUUGCCUUCCGCACUGAAAGAAUUGGGAAAUACAUAUGUGAGGGAUGAAUUUAAAAGACAUAAAAAUUGCGAUCAAGACCAAGCAAAGAUAUUUAUGACUGAAUGGACGAAUUAUGCCCUAGAUUUAUCAAAUCAACUUGGAGUCAAAGGUAUCAAGGAAGGUUUGAGUGGUGUAGGAAAGUCUUUAACAGAAGAAGAAUUAGAAAAAUUCAACGAUGAUCAGAUAUUACAAUUAUAUGAUCUAUUAACUGCAGCAAAGUCGAAGGAUAUUGGAUGAAUAAAUAUUUUUGGAUAAAUUUGAAGGAAUAGUACUUAAUGUAUGUGGAAAAAUAAAAAACAAUCCUUAUGAGCAAUAUAUUUGAGUUCUAUACAUAUAUUUUGUAAAUAAAUUGAAAAAUAACAUGUAAGAUGUAAAUAAUUAAACUAUUAAAAUAAA
Harmonia axyridis is the source of this 748-nucleotide messenger RNA. It is a transcript of the gene Sdhaf3, whose product is annotated as succinate dehydrogenase assembly factor 3, mitochondrial. Gene Ontology annotation, cellular component: mitochondrial intermembrane space; mitochondrion. The record is from RefSeq and is a predicted model, not a curated record. The transcript is spliced from 2 exons. Gene Ontology annotation, biological process: mitochondrial respiratory chain complex II assembly; succinate metabolic process. The coding region runs from base 248 to 589 and encodes 113 amino acids. Lineage: Eukaryota; Metazoa; Arthropoda; Insecta; Coleoptera; Coccinellidae.